This is a messenger RNA of Caenorhabditis elegans, 3305 nucleotides long. It is a transcript of the gene T12G3.2, whose product is annotated as Protein kinase domain-containing protein. The record is from RefSeq and is marked reviewed. Gene Ontology annotation, molecular function: DNA-binding transcription factor activity. Gene Ontology annotation, biological process: regulation of DNA-templated transcription; signal transduction. NCBI's taxonomy places the organism in Eukaryota, Metazoa, Nematoda, Chromadorea, Rhabditida, Rhabditidae. The transcript has 8 exons. Bases 282 to 3065 code for a protein of 927 amino acids.
GUAGUUACUCGAGUUGCGCGAAGUCGUCACCGAUCGCUCUUGAGUUUCUUUCGCCCGGACGGCCCCCGUCAAAAGCGGGCGCCAGCCUAACUCCCGCCGCACACUCUCAAACAAAUAAAGGUUCAUUUUUUGAUUCUGGCAUGGAACUCAUUCUCUAAAAGUAGAACCUUCCCCUCCAAAUCUGUCAUUCAAUUCGGGUGUCAAUCUGUUUCAUCAGUCUUUUAUAGACAAUUCAAUCAAUAAGGAUCUCUUCAAAUCUUCCAAUCAAUAAUACAUCAACAAUGGUUCCGAAUGAUGUAUUUCAAAAAUUGCUGUACGAUCUGUUUUGUAUGUGGCAUGGUGUCCAACGACACUAUGAUCCACCGAUUCCGGAUAGUGAGGAACAAAGAAUGCAAAAGGUGAAAAAUCUGAUCUGCAAGCUCCUUACCGAAAUCGAUGGACGUGUCAACCGAAUCAAGCAGAACAACAAUCAUCAACGUGGACAGGACUUUUAUGAGGAAUGGACGAUGCUUACGUGGAAUGUCUUGUGUAUUACAAACCGUCUUCAGAACAGCCUGUCACAAGUUGUGGUCUCAAAUGAGGAUAAAAUGAUCUACUCGCGGUUGAAUCAGGCUCUCGUCGAACUUGUUAACUAUUCAAGAGACUUCUUGCCAUUCCCAUCCACAAAUGAAAUGGAUCCAGAAUAUGUCAUGUUGAGGGAUAAAAUGAAUCAGACAAUGAUGAGUCUUCAUGGAUUGUACCGACAAAUGAACUCUGCAAUGUAUCAAACACCUGAUGAUGUGGAAAACUUCAGAAUUCAUUUGCAAACGUUCGGAGAUGAUAUUCUUGUUCCUUGCCUUGAACAAUAUAAAACCUUCUGCAACAAGAAUUGUAUGGCUCUGUGGCAACAGGUCAGAUUGGUUCAAGUGGAGAGGAUGAGAGAUCAAGUGAAAGAUCAGGGAUGUUCCAUUGAGAAUCUUGUGUCGUUCUAUUCAAACAUGACAUAUGUCUUGGCAGUUCUUGGUGCAAGACUUCAAGGAUUCCGUUAUGAUUUGACUGUUAAUAAGAAGUUCUUCAAUUUUGAUCCAGUCGUUCAUAUGUCUGAAGCUGUUUUUGCUGCUUUAGAGCUUCUCAUGUCCAACUGUGUUUUGGCUACUGAACCAUCGACAAGUGCUAUUUUGGUCACCAACAACUUGUUCGCAAUGAACUGCGGAGCUCUUGCACGUGGAGUUGUCUUCAAAGAUUUCGAGAUUCAAGUUGUAUCAGAAGAAACUGCAGAGCAUAUUCAAUCUGAAAUGUCCCGUCAGCGGCUUCUCCAACAUCCUGCUCCAAUCGGAAAUGUUCCAUCUGCAGCUCUUCUUGCAAUGAAACCAACAACUGGAACUAAAAGAAGUAACGCUGCGAGCAACUCAGAUUCAGCCAACAAUACUGCACACAAGAAGAGUGAUGUGAACAGCAAAGAAAGUGUCAUAAUCUAUCCAGUUUAUAACAGUAAAAAUAGAUACUGGGCAGCCACCUAUCCACAUUUAUUGUGCACUACACGACAGAAGGGACGUCAAUCGAUUCACAGUUCGUAUCAGGAUCUUUCUCCAUCUGGAACCAAUUCGUCGGCAAGUAAUGACAAGAAUGGAAGUGGAAAACGUCCGAUCUUCUAUUUCCACAUCAAGGCGACAAUGUUCUCACCAUCAGGAAGAUUCGCGACAGCUCACACACUUUCCCUUCCGUUUACAAUUGCGACGAGAAGAAACCAAGAUUGUCAGGUGCAAAGAAUGAUGUCAUCUUACACUGCAACAAUCUUUUGGCUGUAUGGGUGCAAUACACAGGAUGGUUUGCUUUUGCAAUGGAUUGAUGGAGGAAUGCAUUGGGAUCAUUUCAAGCAUUUGUUCAAGCAACAUUUCAAAGUGAAUGCAGAUGUUCAAAGGAGUCUAAUUGAUAACGAUUUUGAGCUUCUCAAGUACAAGUUGCAGUGUCCAGAUUGCUGCUCGGGACAAGAUGGAGCAAGAGUUAAUGGUGUACAACAAAUAGUUACAUUCAAAAACGUAUUGUGUCCACAUCUUCGAUACGAGUGCAACAGUACCAAUGUUCGAUUCUCGGUUUGGCGUGGAAUGCUUGAGCUUCUCCAAAUCUUCCAUGACACCAGGAACAAUGUGCGAAAACUUUGGGAAAUGGGGUUCCUGAUGGGUUUUAUGGAAUUCGAGGAAGUGGACAACAUGUUGGAAAAGCACAAGUCGGCCCUUAUCAUGCGUCUCUCAUUUGUCACAGGAGGAACCAUUUGCUUUACCGUCAAAUCUUUGGCUCACACUUUGGACCCACGAUCUUCUCGUCCAAUUCACCUGGAACCAUUGGACCUGAAGAGACUCCAACAGAAAUGUUUGAAGGAUUAUCUCCGAGAUAUUGCAGACGCAGAAAAAGUCAAGUAUAUUCUGACAGCGAAUGAAGAAGUGAUCAAUAUUGAAUCAUUGCUUGAAUCAUUAAAAGAGUUGGGAGUGAAGCCAGAAAAUCCAUCGGAGAGCAGAGAGAUUUCAAGUAAUAUCACUCAUAUGGGAGAUAUUGAUACAAUGCAACAUAUCAAAUUUACUGCAAUGAGAAUUGCAGUUGUCACUUGUAAGGUUAAGCCACCAUCUGCUGAUCAAGAGGAGAAUGAUGCAAAUGGAUUGAAUCGUCUUCAAGCAACAUUAGGAACUCGAGACGAUGAUUUCCUACGGGAUUUUGUUCAACUUGCCAAUGCAUAUGGAAAAAGCAAACAAGAUCUUUAUGAGGCACUUGAUUUCAUUAACGAUCAAUACCAACCUGGCCCAAUUCGAAAAACGUCAUCAAUUUACGAUAGUUCUCACCAUAUUCCAUUGGCUCCAGCUCCGAUAGCUCGAAACAUGGGACCCACAAUGAUCUCCCCACCGCCCGCCAAGUUGGUUCGAUCUGAUUCCGAUCAUCUGCCGCCUUCAAAUACGAUGAUGCGAGUGAGCUGCUCGCCGCCAAAGCCACCUUCCCAGUUGCCAUCUCCAAAUCAGACAACAAUUCCACAUAUGUACAACAAUGGUAUUCCAAUGAUUUAUGAGCACCAUCAACAGCAACGCUUUGAUUACUGAUUUUCUGAAACUGAAAUACACCUAUCUUCAUCUAAUUCUAAUUAUUUCCAUUUUGCGGGUUUCUUUUCAUCCUUCCUAUCUUUUUUCUGCAUGUUUUAAUUAUUUGCCUUGAUUUGUAUUAACGUGUACAUUUCUCUAAUUUCUCUGCAAAUACUUGUUAUCUGAAAACACCUGAAUAUUGCUCAAUGUUGUUCUUGAAAAUGUAUACAGUUUGAAUGAAACUAUAAAAAUUUUAUAUCU